Messenger RNA from Ilex paraguariensis (yerba mate), 171 nucleotides. Lineage: Eukaryota; Viridiplantae; Streptophyta; Magnoliopsida; Aquifoliales; Aquifoliaceae. The record is from the annotation of a GenBank genome assembly.
AGCGAGGAGCUUCAUCCACUGCUUGAGAAUAUUUUUAGCAUGGAAAAACUCAUCAAAAUAUUAAUAGAUGAUAAUGAGAUCAAUGAAGGUGCUAAGAAGGAGAAGAAGAAAGAAAAAGAGUUGGAGAAGGAAAAGGAGGAGGAGGACCCCAAUUCCAGCGAGUUAGAUUGA